UCGCAUACCGCGCAUGUUUAAUGUAAAUUCUUUUUCAUUAAUCUCGCAAACCCAUCUGCACUCGUAUAUACGCCGUGUUCUGUUGACAUACAAGCCUCGGGGUUUUAUAGUGUAUAUUUCAAAUCGUUUUAUAGACCAGAAACCGCCACGGGGCUUAUGUUAGAUUUACCACCAUUGGAUGACACUUAAAUGUGUUAAAGAGUUUGUCUGCUGAAAUGUGUGACAGUGUGUAAUCUUGAAUAAUCUUUUAUUCGUGUUUUGUUAUAAAGAUCGUUACAUAAUAGCCGCCUCAAUAUAAAUAUAUAUGUAGCUGAUAUUUUAGCUAUAUUGACAGGGGAGUCAUUAAGGCGUGAUUCCGGUUAUAUCCGAUUGCUAUCAUCUUGAGACAAUUUUAAUUUAUACAGUGUUUAUUAUAUGACUGUAGCGUCAGGACAUAUUUUAAGACGAUAAUGUCGCUAGGAGACCUUUUACCACUGCAGUUCUACGAGGUUGCCUUUUUAGGCGCCUUCCUGUUUGUACCAGUUGUUGCCUUUCGCGGAGAUUUAGAAAACUACUUUUUCGGUGUGCUGGUACUGUACAUGUUACUGAGGGUUAUAAAGAAUCGAAAGAAAUCCAAACUUUCAAGUGAUGGGAAGGCUGUCUUUAUUUCAGGAUGUGACUCGGGAUUCGGGUAUUUGGCAGCAGAGAAGUUUGACAAAGAGGGGUACGUUGUGUUUGCCGGAUGUUUAAAUGAAAAUGGUGAAGGUGCUAGUAAUCUAAAGAAAAACUGUUCGGAUAAACUCAAACUUGUUGCUUUGGACGUAACUGACGAUAAAAGCGUGGCUUCAGCAGGAAAGUUCGUCAGAGAAAAUCUUGGAGAUUUACAAUUAUGGGGCGUUAUUAACAAUGCUGGUGUGUAUGGACAUGGUGAUGUUGAAUUAUGCCCAGUUGAAACAUUCAAGUCUGUAGCAGACGUCAACUUCUUUGGCAAUGUUCGAGUUACACAGGAGUUUCUACCUCUCGUAAGGAAUUCAAAAGGUCGUGUUGUCAAUAUGUCAAGUAUACAAGGAAGGUUCACAUUGCCAUGUGCUGCAGCGUACAAUGCAUCCAAAUAUAGUAUAGAAUGUUUGAGCGACACACUGCGCAUGGAAAUGAGAAAAUUUGGUGUCAAGGUCGCAAUCAUUGAACCCGCCAUGUUUGGAGGGAAUACCGACAUCCACAAUAAACAAAAUAUAUCCCGCCAUUACAAACAAAUAAAUGAAUUUUGGGAGAGGAGCAGCGAGGAGAUAAAGUCAGUAUACUCGAAGAAAUAUUUAAACAAUCAGAUAGAUCUAAUUGAUCAGUUACGUGAGAAGUUAGCAGCCAAUAGCUCGGACGCUGUCAUAGAUGCCAUGUUUGAUGCUGUCUCUAGCUCUGCCCCGGAAUAUAGAUACGCUGUACAUGGUGGCCCCUAUCCUGUUGAUCCUAUAGCGAUUUUAGCAACAGUGUAUCCAUAUUUACCGACGACGGUAUCAGAUUGGUUCCUAUGUAGAAUAACUGGUCAUCUAACUAAAGACAAUUUAGACGGGGAACCAGCGGAAUCGAGAAACGGGAUCAAAUCCGAGUGACGUUUAGAACACAACUUCUAGAAUAGAACAUUCAUAAUAGUAGUUAAAAAAUAUGAAAAUUGUGAUUGGCUGGAUAUACCAGUUGAAUCUAUUGCAUUUGGACCAUUUGUCAGACAGGAUGUGAAGUUUAAUGCAUCUCGAAUAAAUAGAAGAUGGAACUUACAAGCUAAAGAAGAAAUGAUUAUUAAUGCAAUACUAGAAAUGAUAUACAAUGUAAUA
This is a messenger RNA of Ruditapes philippinarum (Manila clam), 1805 nucleotides long. Its product is annotated as retinol dehydrogenase 16-like. The record is from RefSeq and is a predicted model, not a curated record. Bases 450 to 1586 code for a protein of 378 amino acids. Gene Ontology annotation, molecular function: oxidoreductase activity. Lineage: Eukaryota; Metazoa; Mollusca; Bivalvia; Venerida; Veneridae. The transcript has 7 exons.